Lithohypha guttulata is the source of this 1029-nucleotide messenger RNA. RefSeq names its product cytosolic factor, phosphatidylinositol/phosphatidylcholine transfer protein (gene SEC14). NCBI's taxonomy places the organism in Eukaryota, Fungi, Ascomycota, Eurotiomycetes, Chaetothyriales, Trichomeriaceae. The transcript is spliced from 3 exons. Bases 1 to 1029 code for a protein of 342 amino acids. The record is from RefSeq and is a predicted model, not a curated record.
AUGUCCGCACGGACUUCUAAAGAAACCUCAAGGGCCAAUCCGCAGAUGGCUCUUGAUCCCAAGUACGAUGACUAUGACUAUCCUACUACGGCUCCCGAAACCCAGUCUGGACAUCCCGGCCAUACAACGAAAGAGCAAGAUGCGCAGGUACAUCAGUUGCGAGCCAUGCUCGAGCAAGCAGGCUACUCUGAGCGACUGGAUACUUUGACUCUGCUCCGAUUCCUGCGAGCACGGAAGUUCAAUGUUCAGUUGGCUCAUGACAUGUUUACCGCGAACGAGAAAUGGCGAAAAGAAUUUGGAACAGAUGACUUGGUCCGGAACUUUGACUACAAGGAGAAGCCAGAAGUGUUCAAGUUUUAUCCUCAAUACUAUCACAAGACUGACAAGGAUGGCCGACCUGUCUACAUAGAACAAUACGGCAACAUCGACCUGAACGCCAUGUACAAAAUCACAACCGGCGACCGCAUGCUUCAGAACCUCGUCGUCGAAUAUGAAAAAGUCGCCGACCCACGACUCCCCGCCUGCUCCCGCAAAGCCGGCAAGCUGCUCGAAACCUGCUGCACAAUCAUGGACAUGAAAGGUGUAGGCGUAACGAAAAUCCCUUCUGUCUACGGCUACGUCAAGCAGGCUUCAGCCAUUUCACAAGACCACUACCCUGAAAGACUGGGCAAGCUAUACAUCACCAACGCGCCGUGGGGAUUCAGCAGUGUCUUCAGUGUGGUCAAGGGGUUCUUGGAUCCGGUCACGGUGAGCAAGAUCCACGUCUUGGGCAGUGGCUAUCAGAAAGAGCUCUUGUCACAGAUACCGAAGGAGAACCUGCCGAAGUCCUUUGGUGGCACGUGUGAUUGUCCUGGUGGAUGUGAGUACAGCGAUGCUGGCCCGUGGCAGGACAGCCAAUGGGUACGCGAGCCGAAGUGGAAGAGGACGCCUGCUCCAACGAAGGGUGGCGCUCCUGCUCAGUCGAUGGCACCACACGAAACACAUGGUGCUCAGGGUGCGGGUCGGCUUGAUGCUCCUGCUCAUGCAUAG